AUGUCCCUCAAUCAGACCCUCGGGGGACGUCUCCAUUCCGCCACUCCGCUAUCACUUCCGUGCUUUGCAGUGUACAAUGGCAAUGCAAUAUCUCCAGAUGCAUCAGCAUGUGCUGCGAUCCAAGACAAUUAUACAUCCUCCAAAUUCCGAGCACAGUUCUACAGUGGAUUCAUGAACAAUCAGGAUGAGAUGUGUCUUUCCAAUGCAACGGAUCAGUGUGUCCUCGAUACGGCUAAUCCAACGGACCCCCUUGCUUUUACAAGUAUCAGCUGCAAUCAAGGAAGCGUUUCUCCCAUUUACAUCGAGGUCCAAUCUGCGUCCGAUGUCAGAGCUGCUCUCGAUUUCUCACGUGAGCAUGGCAUCCGGUUGUCAAUUAAGAACAGCGGGCAUGAUUAUCUAGGCCGGAGCAGCCUAAAGAACUCCCUCGCGCUUUGGAUGCGCAAGUUAGAUGGGAUGUCUCGAAAUCGAAGUUUCGUUCCAGAAGGAUGCUCGAAUUUUGCAGCAACAGAUACUAUCACCACAGCUGCUGGUGUGAAUUCUGAUGAGGUAUACAAGUUUGCAGAAGAUCAAGGAAUCACUUUCAUUGGAGGUUACGCUUCCACCAUAGGUGUAAGCGGGGGCUGGGUCCAGGGAGGUGGUCACUCUGUUUUAUCCCCUGUUUAUGGACUUGGUGUUGAUCGCGUUGUGCAAUAUAAGGUGGUAACCGCUGACGGGGUUCUGCGUGUUGCAAAUGAGUGUACAAAUCCUGAUCUAUUUUGGGCUCUCCGCGGAGGCGGUGGUGGAACCUUCGGGGUCGUUAUGGAAGCCACACAUCGAGUGGAACCGGCAAUCACCCUUGCUGUAGCUUCAAUUGAGUAUAACCAAACGCAGACUAACGUCUAUGAAUGGUUCGAAAUCAUCGUCAACAAUGCUCUGCCGUGGGCAAAUCAAGGCUGGGGCGGGCAUUAUGUCUACAACAACCUCGUCAGCGUGACGCCGCUUCUAAGCCUAUCCUCUGCAAUCGAGUCCAUGAAGCCUGCUGCAGACUUUGCAAGGGCCAACAAUGGGACGGUCGUUAUCGAGACCCUCCCCUCGUGGUACAGCUUCUACGCGAAAUACCUGCUGAAGCAUGGAGCCCCAGUUGGAUAUUCGCUAAUGAUCGGCUCUCGCCUCAUCCCUGCGUCUCUAUUCUCCUCUGCUGAAGGACGUGCAAAGCUCCUCUCCUUCAUUAACCCUAUUCUGUCUUCUGGAAUUUCGCCAUACAUCCCUUCGGCAGCACCAUGGCUCUACCCCUAUGUGGCAAACUCGACCUCCACAACGCCGGCAUGGCGAGACAGCCUGUGGGAAUUGGGCUUUGGGUUCUGGUUCCCGUGGAACAGCACAGUCGAACAGCGUAAGGAGAUCGUCCGGAAUGAGCAGGGAUUGGCGUCAUUAUUCGAAGAGUUGACUCCCGGUGGCGGUGCAUAUUUCAACGAGGCAAAUCCAUGGACGCAAAAUUGGAGGGAGACCUGGUGGGGAGGCAAUUAUCCAAGGUUGAGUGAAAUCAAGAAGAAAUAUGACCCAGAGGGCAUGUUUAAGUGCUGGAAAUGUGUCGGGUUUGAGGAGGAGACGGCAGAGAAGGACUUCCCGUGCUUUGCAGGCCUUGGCACUUGA
Molecule: messenger RNA, 1632 nt
Organism: Amorphotheca resinae ATCC 22711
Lineage: Eukaryota; Fungi; Ascomycota; Leotiomycetes; Helotiales; Amorphothecaceae
Exons: 1
Coding region: 1-1632 (543 amino acids)
Molecular function (GO): oxidoreductase activity; FAD binding
Source: RefSeq, a predicted model, not a curated record